UUUGGACGCUGACUGAAUAUUUAGAUAUCUAGAUCAGAAAUCGACCUAUAAAUAGAUCUAGUCAUAGUCUAGAUUGGAAUUUAGGUCUAGAUCUAGAGUUCUUGACCAGAUUCAAAGAGAUAGAUCUAGGUAUGCUUCGGCUAAUCAACUGAAGACUAAAUUAUUGUUGUGAUGGCUGAAGAGAUGGAGACAACGGACGUGGCGGGAAUGUCAUCACCGACAUUUACAUCACUGGUUACACCUCAGCAUGGGAAGCUUGCCAACUUUGAUGUUGAGAAAAAAAUUGGCAAAGGGCAGUUCUCUGAGGUAUACAGAGCAAAAUAUAAGCAAGAUGAUGGAAUGCCACUGGCUUUGAAGAAAGUACAGAUAUUUGAGAUGAUGGAUGCUAAAGCAAGAAAUGAUUGCAUGAAAGAAAUAGAUUUGCUUAAACAACUGGACCAUCCUAAUGUCAUCAAAUAUUUAGACUCAUUCAUUGAGAACAAUGAGCUGAACAUUGUCCUGGAGCUUGCUGAUGCUGGGGACUUGCAGAGAAUGAUCCGACAUUUCAAGAAACAGUGUCGGCUGAUCCCAGAGAAGACAAUAUGGAAAUACUUUGUACAGAUAUGCAGUGCUCUAGAUCACAUGCACUCCAAAAGAAUCAUGCACAGAGACAUCAAGCCAGCCAAUGUUUUCAUCACAGCACAAGGAGUAGUGAAACUUGGGGACCUUGGACUUGGUCGAUUUUUCAGCUCCAAAACAACAGCUGCCAUGUCUCUAGUUGGAACCCCAUAUUACAUGUCACCAGAGAGAAUUCAUGAAAAAGCUUAUAAUUUCAAAUCUGAUAUAUGGUCCUUGGGCUGUCUUUUGUAUGAGAUGGCUGCUCUUCAAUCUCCUUUCUAUGGAGAUAAAAUGAAUUUAUUCUCAUUGUGUAAGAAAAUUGAGCAGUGCGACUACCCUCCUCUUCCCGCUGAUUGGUACUCAGAUCAGCUGCGUUCAUUGGUGAACAUGUGCAUCAACCCAGACCCUGACCAGCGCCCUGAUAUCCAGUAUGUGUAUGAGAUUGCCAAGAGGAUGUACCACAUGUCUGAGCAGCAAGGGCAGCAGCGCCAGCUACAGCAAGUACAGCAACAGCAGCAGAUUUCCCCCAUGCCCCAGCAGGUGGCACAGUGAGUCCACGAGGAGGUACCAUCACACAGAGAUUAAUGCCAUGGAUCAGCGUCUCUCAGAGGUACAUUAAAGGGACAUGCUAUGAUCAUUUGGCGUACAUCACAAAAUGAACUAAAAGCUGUUGUAAAACACAUUAUAGCGGAAAUGCAAAAUUAUGAAUUGUUCAAUUAAAAAGAUAGUAAAUUUGUUGACAAGAAAUGUUCACUCUUUAAAAAAAUAACCAUUACAUUCCAAUAUUUCUGCUGCUGUAAUUAUUGUUCUCUACCACAAAGUAUAAAUAUGCUUUGAAUCAAGGCAUUACAAAAACCAAACAUUCAUAAGUUAAGUUUUGUCUUUGGUGUUUUGUUAAUGAUUCUAAGUUUAAUUGCUAAUAUUUUAUAUAGCAUAACAAUGUUUACAUUGAGAAAGCACAGCAAUAUGACAUUAUAAACUGCAAAGUAUCCAGGCUUGCUUAUAUCAUGCAGUCUUUCUGGUUUAUUUUUAUUUGAGGUAAAAAGAUAUUUGAAUUUUUUAUGCUUUGUUUUUUAAUUUAAGAAACUUGUUACAUUUUGUAUGUAUUUUUUUUUUUUUUUUUUUCACUAAACUAAUCUUGUGAAAAUGUAACAUUAGAUAAAACAGAUUUUACUUUGUUUUAAUACCAUGGUGGUAAUUUGAAAAUUGAGUAGCUAUUGUUUUACAGGAUAAGAAUUUUGAAUUAUAUCUUACUAUGUGAUAACCUCUUCUAAUAUUAAUAUUGAAAUAGGCACUUCUGAAUUAAAAAUUUCAAUAUGCAUUGUCCACCUUACAGAAGUUGACCACCUACCAGGCAAAUCAUUAGUUAUAACAAGUGGAGUAACUGCUUAACCAAUUUUAUUUUUUGGGGCCUGUGUUCAACAUAUUAUACUAUUUUUUAACUGGGUGAAUAUUUUUUUAAACCAUUAACUAAACUGCUUUUUGAUAAAAUUAUUCAUAACAUUUUUAAAAUUUACAAUUGGCACUUUGCCCAAAUUUUGAAAAAUCAAUUUUUUGAUGUCAGCCUUUGAAAAAUAAAAAAAAAUGAAGACAAAAGGCUUGUAUAAAGACCUCUUCCGUCCAUAUUAAAACCCUAGUCCUGUCGUCCUUGAAUUUUGGUACUUUGUUUUUAUCUAAUUUCUCAACAUGUUAUUUUGGUUGGGAUACAUCUUUGCUAAAUACUUGUAAAUGAUUUCUAUUUUUAAUUUUUUUAAAAUUAUUUUUUUAUAUUACAAAAUCUUCAACAUGUCUGUUUUAUUUUCUCAAAGCAAUUAGCCUUCAGCAGUAUUUUCUUGUUUUUAUUAUUUUUUUCCCAUCCAUCCAAGUAUUUUAUAUUUUGUACUUUGUUCUUCAUUAAAAUAAUGUAUGAACUCUUUUGGAGAUUUUUUUUUUACUCUUAAAGAACAAAGCUGAGUUUAUAUUGUUGUUCUGUUAAGCUUCUCCACUUAUUUUUGUUUUUAACUCUUUCUCUCCUAAUUGAUGAUCGUUGAUUUGACCUCUUUAAAUUAAAUUAAUGUUUAAUUUUAUAAACCUUAUUUUGUGUACUAUAAAAAAAGCAUGCAUUCCCCUUUAAUUCUAUAUCAAUUAAAAUAUUUUCCGAUCACAAAUGACAAAGCUAUUGAUGCUUAAUCAUAACAGGGUAGUGAAAAAGUAAUGAGCAAAUUGAAGAAUUCCGUCCAAACGUAGAAAAAUAAUUAUAGAGAGAAAGAGUUAAAGAAAUUUUUAUUUAUUCAUUUAAAUGUGAUUCAACUUUUUAUGUAAUAAGAUAAAAAAAAGAAAUAAUCUGCUGUUUAAGUUAAGUAGUAAGAUACAAUAGUAGAACAGAGCAAGUAUUGCUUAUGUAUUUACAGUUUGUGUAUUAUAACCAUGUCUACAGAAUUUUUCAAAGAUGCCACUUUUUAUGUUAUUUUUGUUUUUUAAUCAUUUUCAUUUGAUCCCUUUUUUGCCUAAUUCAGAACUAAUUUAAAUUUUGGCCAGUGGAAUCCCAUCUUGAAUUUUCCUUUUUACUAUAUUGUGAUAAAACAUUGGAAUCAGGAUUAAUCAUUUUAGAACUAUGUUGAUGUAUGAGUGAAGGCUGACAAUGAAUGCUCUAUAAAUAAUAUUUUCUAAAGUAUCCUGAAACUCAGAUAAAGCUGUCCAGAGGGACAGUCUGUCCAGUUUUAUUUAUUUUUUUUUUGCAUUUGUUUUUUCUAAACACUGUUGAGUUUUUGUUAGAAAAUCUAAAUCACAAAAAUUUAAUCUCUGUGAUUUUCUAAAACAAAUUUUUGUAAACUUUUAUAGGUGACUGUUUUUUUUUAUGUAACAUUUUCAUUUUUUGUUUUUGUGUGUUUGAAAUAGAUAUCCCACAAAUUUAACUUUUCUAGUUUAAAUAUGAAAAAAAAAUGUGUAGAAAAUGUUAUUAUAUUACAAACAUUUUGAGGGAGCUAGUAUUUAUAAUUUCCUAAAAUCACUUGUUUUUUUUCUGUGCCCCAUUUUGUGUAGGCAUAAUACUGUAAAAAAAAAAAAAAGAUAUAAUUAUUCAAUUCUGGAACUAAUUUCUUAGUACAUAUAUUAUUAAUACAUUUGAAAAGAGAUUACUGAAGUAUUUAUUUGUCAAAGAUGAGAAUGUUGAGAUUCUGUGAAUGGAUAUUUUGGUAUUUGGCUGUUGUGUUGAGACAAUCUGUGGUGAUAAACCUGUAGCUUUACCAAACACUUCUGUGAUUAGUUCUGAAAUAUCAGAGAUUGUAUCUUCAUAUACAUUUAGAAGUAUCCCAGCAUGCACUAUCAGUGACAUGCUAGAUAUUUGAUAAUACAUUAUUUUUUUGACUUCAUUUGUAAAAAUGAUACUUAUUUGCCUAAGUGAUAGAGCUUGACUUCCCAGGUAAAGGUCCUGACAUUUUUAGUGAGAUGUUAUCAGUGUAAUAUAUUUGUAUAGCAUUGAACAAUGCUUUUUCAGGCUAGAGUUUCUGGUCUGAUGUAUGCACUUCAAUAAAAAAAAAUAUUUUUUUUUUAGUCCCAACUAUCUUGGUCAGCUCUUUUGAAACCUUUAUCGUUUUACUUUCAAUUUGUAUGGUGUCUUUUGUUAUUUGUAAUGACACUGAAAUUUGUAAUGAUGACAUAGUAUUUGUAAAAUGUAACAUAAGUAUACAAUGUGUUAAGUGUGUUGAUUGUACUAGCUGGUCACUUAGUACUAUUCACCUUAGUGUACAUUCCAUAUCAGAUGCUAUUUUAUCUUCUGAAUGUUCCGUCCUUUAUGAUCUGAACCUAAGCUUGAACAUCAAAACCCUUUGAUAUUUUUUUCUAAGCUUACAAGUCCAGAAUUUCCACAUGUUUUGUGUUAUAUUAUAGGCUUAUAACCCCCAUGAUUUACCAACCUCUUGACAUAAAUAUAAGUUAUGGUACUUAUAUUAACAGGUUUUAUAGUCACUUAUAUAUAUAUAAUAAUAUUUAAGGUUUUAAUAAAAUAUGGUUGAAAUACUCAGGCUGCUUGUUUUUCAAUAUAGUUUUGAAGAUCCAAUGAUGCAAACUAAUAGUUUUUAAAAGAAAACAAGUAACGACUCUCUAAAUGAUUAUUGGCUGUUUCUUUUUUUUAUUAUCAUGGUUCGACACUUGAAUAUAAGCUGCCGGUUAGUCUAUCCAGAAAGAUUUAUUCUACAUUAGUUAGUUUACCCUGAAGUUUGUUGGCAUCUAAUGGGUUACAAAAUGAUUGUGUCUAUUCUGCAUGGACAAGUGGGACUACUACACAGCAGUUCGAGGUGUCUGUAUGCAAGAUUUUCUACAAUUGAUUUGUGUUAUUUUUUAGAAAGUUAACUAUUAACAAGUCAGUAUUGAUAAAUAUGAACAUUAUUAUCAUCAUACUUUUUGACGUUUUAAUGUAAAUCAGAAAAGUAUGUUACAAAAUUGUUCAACCAGUAAAAAAUGUUUUUUUAGAUGCCUUUAUAAUAUUUUUAGUUGCUUACAUGAAUGAAAUGAGCAGGAACUGUUUUUCUAAUGUAGUUUGUAACUUUUUUUUUUUCAAAGUCGCAUAUCAUCUUGAUGUCAUUGCUUGUGACUUAUGAAAAAAUAUGUUAUUAUUAUGACAUUGUAUUUAGAGUCCUAGAUUUGUAGCACAAUUUUAGUGGUGGACUUUCACAAUGGUGUGCUGUACUGUAAGGGGUCAAAUAAUUGUCUGGUCUAAGAAGAAAUUAAAAUAAUAAAGACUUGCACUCA
Biomphalaria glabrata is the source of this 5325-nucleotide messenger RNA. Its product is annotated as serine/threonine-protein kinase Nek7-like. Bases 172 to 1149 code for a protein of 325 amino acids. The transcript has 9 exons. The record is from RefSeq and is a predicted model, not a curated record. Gene Ontology annotation, biological process: protein phosphorylation. Gene Ontology annotation, molecular function: ATP binding; protein kinase activity. NCBI's taxonomy places the organism in Eukaryota, Metazoa, Mollusca, Gastropoda, Planorbidae.